Molecule: messenger RNA, 2191 nt
Organism: Calypte anna (Anna's hummingbird)
Lineage: Eukaryota; Metazoa; Chordata; Aves; Apodiformes; Trochilidae
Gene: SIKE1
Product: suppressor of IKBKE 1
Exons: 4
Coding region: 191-874 (227 amino acids)
Source: RefSeq, a predicted model, not a curated record
GCGGCCCCCGGGCUCCGCGCACCGAUCGAGCGGCGAUCCAGCGAUGCCUCGCGGCGGCCGGAAGCGGUAGAGGCGUCGUACGCGCGCGGCUUCCCUGUUCCGCGGGUGGCGGCAGCGGCCGGGGCGCGGAGGGGAUGGGGCGGCCGCGGAGCUGAGGCAGCGGCUGCUGCUGCUCCCCUUGACGUCCGCCAUGACCUGCACCAUCGAGAAGAUCCUCACGGACGCGAAGACGCUGCUGGAGCGGCUGAAGGAGCACGAUACCGCUGCCGAGUCGCUCAUCGACCAGUCCGCCGUUCUGCACCAGCGCGUAGCAGCCAUGAGGGAGGCGGGCGCGGCCUGGACCGAGAAGGUGGGAACGGGCGGCGGGCGCGGGCGAGCGGGGCGGGCCGUGGGGCGCGGACCUACCGCCGUGUCUCCGCAGGGCCAGGCCGCCCCGGCGGAACAGGCAGACCCGUCCCGGCUGCGGCCGCAUGUCCUCCUGUCCCAGGAGAACACGCAGAUCCGCGACCUGCAGCAGGAGAACCGGGAGCUGUGGAUCUCGCUGGAGGAGCACCAAGAUGCAUUAGAGCUCAUAAUGAGUAAAUAUAGAAAGCAGAUGUUACAGCUUUUGCAGGGGAGAAAAGCUGAAGAUGCACAACCAGUCUUGAAAGUUCAUCAGGCUAAUUCCUUGGAAAUUGAAAGUCAAAUAGACAGAAUAUGUGAGAUGGGAGAUGUGAUGAGAAAAGCUGUUCAAGUCGAUGAUGAUCAGUUCUUUAAAGUUCAGGAGAAACUAGCUCAGUUGGAGCUUGAAAACAAAGAGCUGCGUGAAUUAUUGUCAAUCAGCAAAGAGUCUUUUGAGGUGGGGAGAGAAGAUCUGCCUGACUGUGAAGCUUAGGUCACAAAAUAACCUUAUCUCCAAAUCUUGACUUCAGAGACUAUUACAAAACUACCCUGCAAGGAUGGGGUUUGAUUUGUUCUUUCAGGUGUUUUCUUGUAUGUUUGUUUUAUCUUUCAAAAUGUGUGGGCUUUUUUCUCUGUGUUUUUCUGAUACUACACACCCUUGAUGCUAAAGGCUUGCAUUGCUGCUCUCUGUUUGUAACUGCAGCAUACAGAUGCUUAACAAUGAAGUAUUUGUGAUGUGUACUCUUGUGAUAGUUUAUUUCCUCAUUUCAAGGAAAUAAAUAAGCUAAGAAUUCCAGAUGUGCAAAUGGCAUUUAAAUCCACCUUGCCAGUAGCUACAGAAUAUAACGUGGGUUGUGAUUACUUCAUAGAAAGAACAAGAGAUUGCAGAAAAAUUACAUUGUUUAUGGUAGGUACACAUUUCGCUCUGCUUGCACAAAGCAGGUAUGCAGAGCUUUUGCCUUGCUUCAGAGAGCUGCUACUCAGUAUUUAGCUGGGUUAACAUCACUUGGACAAAAGUUCAGAAGCAAAGCAAGAGAACAGCAGAUAGCCAGGGGAGCACUGGAAGUAUAAGGAGCAUACUUGACAUUGAUUUAUGGGUGAAAAUCAGAGUGGACAACCCUUUCUGAUGUCUGUUUGUUUCUGAAGGACAGUUUGCAUCUUACCUUUUUUUUUUUCUUUAUGGGUAGACCUGUUCUGACUGAACCAGUGCUCCAAGGUUUGUGGAUACUGGCUAGCUAUGAUCUGAAGGCAGUGUGCUCGAAGCCUGCACACAACACAGCACUGUCAGAUCAGAGCUCUCUGGUCUCCCACCACUUUAAAGUUCAGGAAGAGUGAGCGGAGGUCUAAACUAAGCCAAAAAACCCCAGGUAGACAUGUUUUUAAUGUUCCAUCACAGGUAAGUCUAGUGACAGAUGUUAGUAGUUACUGCAGAAUCCUAUAUUGAGUAAAAUUAGAAUUGUAGUGUUGUCAAUAUUGCAAUAUUUCUAAUGGCAUUUUUAUAUAAAGAUUUCUGUCUGUCUUACCUGUGAUCAAGGAAUGAUCUUCCAAGAACAGCAAACAUCUAAUUUUCAAUAUUAAGUUUUUAUGCCACUUUAUUCCCCAAGAGAGAAUUUUGAUAAAUGCAGAAGGUGAUUUAUGUUCCUGUGCUUAUUAAGAUACAUGUUCUUGAAACCAUUUGCAAUAUUCAGCAAGACUGUGUGGUAGAUUCAAGGGAUUUCUGUACGGGAGUGUUCUUGUAUGCAAUCCUUUUCCAUUACAACUUAUUUAAGAGGGAAUAAAAAGCCCCAACAGGCAGUUAUCUUCUCGAGUG